This is a messenger RNA of Effrenium voratum, 963 nucleotides long. The record is from the annotation of a GenBank genome assembly. Lineage: Eukaryota; Dinophyceae; Suessiales; Symbiodiniaceae.
AUGGUGACGGACACAGCAGGAGCGUUUACGCUGUCCGUGCAGGACAAACAGGUGGACGUUGACUGCCUCAGGCAGUUCCUCCAGCAGCCCUAUGUGCACAAAUCUGACGAGUGGCUGAAGCUGUUCCAGUCUGAGCCUCCUCGGGGCGUCCUCAGCCGCAUUGCGCGGCGUUUGGAUGUUGCGCUGAGCCCUGUCAACGGGCCUUGGCAGUAUCCAGACAAGCAAGACUUCCGCGAUGAGAUAGCCAGGAUGAUAUCGUGGUACGAGCCCGGGCGCAAGAAGCUGCGCCGGGCAAGAAACCUGCGCGAAGAUGAGCCGGUCAAGAUGGUUCCUGGAGCGACAACGGUCUUCACCACCAAAGUCCGUGAACACUAUGCAAAACUGUCCACUGCCUUGAAGAUAGAAGGCCUUUGGAAGUGGGCCACGGUAGCCCGCGGUUUGCAUAAAGCCGGAGUGCCAGUGGUAAGUAAGAUCCACAUGAGAGUCUUGCAAAGCAAGUGGGCUCGGGCUGUGGCUGAUGGCAAAAAGUGGGUGGAGACCCAAAGGUACCGAGAAAGAAGCCUCAAUGCAAUGAAAUUUGCAGCGCCUGGCGAGUGGGUCGUGAUGGGGGACUCGCAGCAUGUCACAGCUAUAGCGGUGUGUGCCGGGAGUGCUGUGCGAGGGUGCACCGACAUUGUCAGUAGUGGCGUCCUGGACCGCGUUGACGAGUCAUUGCGACCGGACCUUGAGAGCUACCUUAGCACGGGCCAAAGCUUUGACUACAUAGCCUUCUCCAGCGUGUGCAGCCUGAAAAGGGUAAACCCCAUCCCAUGGAAGACUUUCUGGGCGCUUGAAGGGGCCAAGAACCCCAAGAACAAGCAAGGUUUCCCUCGGGUUGGAGGGCCGGAAUUGGCUCCGACACUUUUUUUCUGGGCCAAAAAGUUAGGCGCCAAAUGGAUCGAUCCGUAUGGCGACGUUCCUUGA